Tetrahymena thermophila SB210 is the source of this 318-nucleotide messenger RNA. Its product is annotated as transmembrane protein, putative. The transcript has a single exon. Lineage: Eukaryota; Ciliophora; Oligohymenophorea; Hymenostomatida; Tetrahymenidae. The record is from RefSeq and is a predicted model, not a curated record.
AUGAAAAUCACUCAAGUCAUCUUGUUAACAGCUAUAGUUGCUUUAUUGGGAGUACCUAUUAUUUACUAACUUGCUUAAAAUAAAAAAAGUAACUUAAACAGUGCUGACUGCUUAAAAUGUGAUGAAGCUGAUUUUAAUGGUGUUUCUUUUCACUAUGUUGAAAACUUAUGCGAUGACUCAUACUCCUUCUCAGUCAAAGUAUUAAGCUCAGGUGAUGUUUAUGACUAUUAAACUACAUGCUUGAAAAAUGGAGACAAAUUCCCUCUUAACAGCUUUAGUGAUUUCUAUCUCCUUUAGGAAGAUCAAUUAAAAUGUUGA